UUCACGUUGCUCCGCCAAUUCUCCCUUUUGCUCCGCUUCCUCCCGAGUCGCUCCACACCCUCGAGCUCACGACCCUUCGGCUUUCCCUCGAUGGCGGGGAUCUUAGCUCGGAAAACCCUCCAGGCUUUUCGGGCCAGGCAAUCGGUUCAACCUGGACAAUCUUCAUUGGUUCUACAAAACCAUUGGCAAGCAUUCAGCUCACGCCCAUCAACUAGUAAAUUUAAAGAGGAUGAGGAGAGAGAGCAACUUGCCAAGGAGAUUGCUAAGGACUGGAGUGCUGUUUUUGAGCAAAGUAUAAACACACUGUUUCUGACCGAAAUGGUGCGUGGUUUGAUGCUGACACUGAAAUAUUUCUUUGAGAGGAAAGUUACCAUAAACUAUCCCUUUGAGAAGGGGCCUUUGAGCCCUCGUUUUCGAGGAGAGCAUGCUCUCCGACGAUAUCCAACUGGGGAAGAGCGGUGCAUUGCUUGUAAGCUUUGUGAAGCUAUAUGCCCAGCACAAGCAAUCACAAUUGAAGCAGAGGAACGAGAAGAUGGCAGUCGACGUACUACGAGGUAUGAUAUUGACAUGACAAAAUGCAUUUACUGUGGGUUCUGCCAAGAGGCAUGCCCUGUAGAUGCGAUCGUUGAAGGCCCCAACUUUGAAUUUGCAACGGAAACUCACGAGGAGUUGCUGUAUGACAAGGAGAAACUGCUGGAAAAUGGAGACCGCUGGGAAACAGAGAUUGCCGAGAAUCUUAGAUCUGAGAGCCUUUAUCGCUAAUUUCUUCUUGCUAUGAGGAAUUGAGCUAGCUGAAAGUCUUUUUGUUAAAAAAAAAAAUUGAGAGUUCCAAAAUAAGAAGAAGUCUCUCAGCAGCAAAUAUUAGCUUUAUCUCGUGUUUGAGCAGUCGACAGUUUCAGAGACAUUUGUGUAAGGAAACAUCUUUUUUCCUCUAUAAUAACUGUAUCUACUUGAAUGAGAAUCAAAAACAAGCAUGCAAAAUAUUGAGAAAAUUCACAUUAUCUA
Phoenix dactylifera (date palm) is the source of this 1005-nucleotide messenger RNA. RefSeq lists its product as uncharacterized. Gene Ontology annotation, molecular function: NADH dehydrogenase activity; 4 iron, 4 sulfur cluster binding. Gene Ontology annotation, biological process: mitochondrial respiratory chain complex I assembly; mitochondrial electron transport, NADH to ubiquinone. The record is from RefSeq and is a predicted model, not a curated record. Lineage: Eukaryota; Viridiplantae; Streptophyta; Magnoliopsida; Arecales; Arecaceae. Gene Ontology annotation, cellular component: membrane; respiratory chain complex I.